CCCCCCUUAUACCCCCUACCCCUACCCCCACCCCCCAAAUCUCCUUAAUCUUCACCCUAAUGCCAUUAUUUUCUGAAACUCCAAGUGUAAUUAAGUCCAGAUUCGGGUCAAUGGAUUCGGGUCAGACUACAGCAGCAACACCGAUGGAUAAUACGGCGUCGUUGUUAACGAUGUCGUCAGUAAAGAGCACACCUAAUCUCAGAUUAUUCAAAUCAGCUGUUAAGGACAAAAUCGACAUUUCAGAGAACAACAAGGAUGUGCUGGAAUCGAAUCGGAGUUUUGAGUUUCGCGAAGAUCCUUCGUUUUGGAAGGAUCACAAUGUUCAGGUUAUUAUCAGAAUACGCCCUUUGAGUAGCUCUGAGUUAUCUUUACAAGGGCAUGCUAAAUGUGUAAGACAAGAAAGCUCACAGACAAUCACUUGGACGGGGCACCCAGAAUCCCGUUUUACAUUUGAUAUGGUUGCUGAUGAGACUGUUACUCAGGAGAUGCUCUUUAAAGCUGCUGGAGUACCAAUGGUGGAAAAUUGCAUGGAGGGCUACAAUAGCUGUGUGUUUGCCUAUGGCCAAACUGGCAGUGGAAAAACACACACCAUGCUUGGAGAUAUUGAAGGAGGCACCCGAAGACAUAGUGUAAAUUGUGGGAUGACACCUAGGGUAUUUGAGUACUUGUUUUCAAGAAUUCAAAAGGAAAGAGAGGCACGCAGAGAGGAAAAUAUAAAGUUCACUUGUAGAUGCUCUUUCUUAGAAAUAUAUAACGAACAGAUUCUCGACCUUUUGGAUCCUUCCUCGGUGAACUUGCAGAUAAGGGAAGAUACUAAAAAGGGGAUUCAUGUAGAAGAUCUCAAAGAAAUAGAAGUUACAAGUGCACGAGAUGUGAUGCAGCAACUUCUUCAGGGUGCUGCAAACAGAAAGGUAGCAGCCACCAAUAUGAAUCGUGCUAGUAGCCGUUCACAUAGUGUCUUUACAUGUGUGAUAGAGAGCAAAUGGGAAUCUCAAGGAGUAACUCACCACCGAUUUGCCCGUUUUAACCUUGUCGAUUUGGCAGGAUCUGAAAGGCAGAAAAGCUCAGGAGCUGAAGGUGAACGUCUAAAGGAAGCUACUAACAUCAACAAAUCUCUUUCAACAUUGGGAUUAGUGAUCAUGAACCUGGUUAGCAUAUCUAAUGGAAAAUCACACCAUGUUCCCUACCGAGAUUCAAAGCUCACAUUUCUACUCCAGGAUUCGUUGGGAGGGAAUGCAAAAACAUGUAUAAUUGCAAAUAUUAGUCCUUCCAGCUGUUGUUCAUUGGAGACUCUAAGCACAUUGAAGUUUGCUCAACGUGCCAAAUUCAUCAAAAAUCAUGCUUUUGUAAAUGAAGAUGCUUCUGGAGAUGUUCUUGCAAUGAGGAUACAGAUUCAAAAUCUGAAGAAAGAAGUAGCUCGCCUUCGGAGUAUGUCUGAUGGAGGAGCUGAAAACCAUGAAAAUGAUGCUUGGACAGUUGCUUUUCCAGGAUCACCUACAUCUGUUAAAUGGGAAGGGCUUCAUGGAUUUUCUAGUCCACUUACAGCAGAUAAACGGACGUCAAAGAAAAAGGACUUCGAAGUUGCCCUUGUUGGGGCUUUUAGGAGGGAAAAGGAUAAAGACAUUGCACUACAAGCAUUAAUUGCUGAAAAUCAGGCAGCGAUGCAGCUGACCAAACAAAGAGAAGAUGAGAUACAAGGUUUAAAGAUGAGACUAAGGUUUCGAGAAGCUGCAAUAAAAAGGCUCGAAUCAGUUGCUUCAGGAAAGAUAUCUGCCGAGGUUCACUUGCUAAAGGAGAAAGAGGAGCAUUUGAAGGAAAUGGAGGUCCUACGAAAUCAGGUUGAUCGUAACCAAGAAGUUACAAGAUUUGCUAUGGAGAAUCUACGGCUAAAAGAAGAGAUCAGAAGAUUGAAGUCAUUUUAUGAAGAAGGUGAGCGAGAAAGAAUGAAUGACCAGAUCGCGACACUACAAAAUAAGCUGCUAGAAGCACUUGAUUGGAAACUAAUGCACGAAUCAGAUCCUGCACCGGUUCAGAAGGGAAGUUCUGAGCUUGGUAUGCAUAUUGAGAAUGACCUGAAUAUGUUAACGUCAUGUCAGCCGGCCUCGCCUUGGCGUACAUCAAUCAAUGAAGAGAAUGAAUUCCUCCGAGUCCAGGCAAUUCAAAACCAAGCAGAACUGGAUGCACUCCAUAGGAAACUUGUUUUUUGUGUUGAAGAGAGAGAAAAAUUGGAAAGGCGAUUGAAUGACUUGGAAAAAGAGCUAGAAUUUGAGAGAUCAUCUAAAGCAGUUCUGAUGGAAGAAUCGAAGAAGGGUCAAACCGAGCAGUCUUCUGUUGCAAAUGAUCAGAUGCCUACUAUUGCUGUCGGCGAUCAGACGGAGCUGAAAACUAUUGUCGAUGCUAUUGCAGCAGCAAGCCAAAGAGAAGCAGAAGCUCAUGAAACAGCAAUUUCCUUGUCUAAGGAAAAUGAUGAAUUGAGGAUGAAGCUCAAAGUCCUAAUUGAGGACAAUAAUAAACUGAUAGAACUGUACGAGCAAGCAGUAGCAGAAAAGAACAAUGGUACUGAUCGAGGUCAGAACUGCCAACAAGAAAAGAUUGAAGAUGACAACCAACAGCAUUAUGAAAAUGCUUUACUGAAUCAUGAUUUAGAUGACAAUGUUUCGUCAGGGGAGGCAGUAACUUCACAGAAAGCUGGCUUGCACGAGGUAGAUGUACAUGGCGAGUACAGUCAAUGUUCUCUUCUUCCAGAGAAAAGCAGUAUUGCUGCUGACUCAGAAGAACUACCUAGCUAUAAUACUGCAAAAAUUAUAGAGAAUAAACCAUCAAAACCAGAUGAAGAAAAUACUUUUGAAACAUUGGGCAAAGGUGAUUACAUGAUGAUGGAAACUGUUUAUCCUGAAUCAACUGCAGAAGCUGUACAAAAUGAACUUCAUCUGAAGCUGGCUAUUGAAAUGGAAGAUACGUCAUCAAAUGUUUUGCGGAAUCCUGUAUCAGAAGAAGACCUAAGUUUGCUGAGAAUGAAGCUUGAAGGAGCGCAGGAAAAGCUUCUAAAAUCUGCCAACACCAUAAGCAUGUUUGGUUCAUUAGAGAGGGCAAUUGUUGAGGUUGACGAGCUUGCAGAAGAAAUUGAAGGACUGGAAAAGAGCAUUGAAGUGAAAAAACAAGGAUACACAUCCUUCAAGCUUCAGUCUUCGCAGAUGCUUGAAAAGAAAGUUUUGCUUGAUAAAAAGCUAUCAGCUCUAAGAUACUCACUAUCAAACUUUUCUUCAUCAAUUUGUUACUUCGAACAACGGGAAGCUCAAGCAAGAGCGAGAUUAGAUGCUUCAUUUACUUGUCUCAACCAGAAGAAAGCAAAAUUGGCUCAUCUUCAAGCAUCUAAGGCUGAACUCCUGGAUAAGCAGAUGCUGGCUAAACAGUCUGAAUCUGAAUUAAGAAACAUCCUAGCAGAGUUGAAAUCAAAAUUGGAAGAGGAGAAUCGGAGGCUGGAAAGUGACAGGGUUCUCUUUGCCAUAGAUAACAUUGAGAAACCCGAAAUCCAAUUGCCAGAAAGGAGUUGGCAGUUGAGUGGCAAAGCUACUGAAUUACUCCAGUGUGAGGAAGAAAAAACGAAGAUACAGAAUCAAAUAAAGCUGACUAGGGAAAAUUUGGGGAUGAUGAUAAAGGAAAUUGAAGACUUCAACGAAAAAAGGCUGAAUACAGAGAAGGAUAUUGAGGCUACUGAAAAGGAGAUAGAGAAGGUUUUGCAGUCUGUAGAGGAGAUGGGCAAUAGGCUUCAAAGUGUCAUCCGGGAGAAGGAGAUGAUCUUGGAAAUGAAAGAAAACGGGAAACACGAGUUCGAGAACAUGAUUCUUGAGUACCACGGAAGUAUGUUUGAAGCAUCGCUGAAGGAGGAAGCGUUGAAGAUUUUGGACGAAGAAUUGCAGUUGGAAACGACUAAAAUAGAAGAUUUACAAAGAGCAAAGGCUCUUGCCACGAGCAGAAAAAGUCAAUUGCUGAAUGCAUUGUCUUGCCAGUCAUGCUCUUUCUCCGACAAGGUAGAGGAGGAUCUACACGACAUACGAAGGUCAGUGUUAGAGCUGAACUCAUUGCUUGGAAAUUGAUAGUUUGGCUGACAGUUAAUGCAUCUUCUCUUAGUUGCAUUGCUGCAUUUAUGUAUUGUCAAUAUAAAUUUUAAGCAAAUGGUGUAUGAACCAUCAUUAUGAUUGUGAAUAACUUGUGAAAAAUACAAUCAAAUUUUGAUUGGGGAAUCUGAAAAGGAAAUAAUAUCUUUUUCCUUUUCUGUUGGAAGUA
This is a messenger RNA of Lycium barbarum (goji berry), 4287 nucleotides long. Its product is annotated as kinesin-like protein KIN-12E. Gene Ontology annotation, molecular function: microtubule motor activity; ATP binding; microtubule binding. Gene Ontology annotation, biological process: microtubule-based movement. The transcript has 22 exons. Lineage: Eukaryota; Viridiplantae; Streptophyta; Magnoliopsida; Solanales; Solanaceae. The record is from RefSeq and is a predicted model, not a curated record. The coding region runs from base 60 to 4097 and encodes 1345 amino acids.